Messenger RNA from Candoia aspera, 3329 nucleotides. RefSeq names its product caspase 10 (gene CASP10). Gene Ontology annotation, biological process: proteolysis; regulation of apoptotic process. The record is from RefSeq and is a predicted model, not a curated record. Gene Ontology annotation, molecular function: cysteine-type endopeptidase activity; protein binding. The transcript has 11 exons. NCBI's taxonomy places the organism in Eukaryota, Metazoa, Chordata, Lepidosauria, Squamata, Candoiidae. Bases 150 to 1766 code for a protein of 538 amino acids.
AAGACUUUUCCCGUUUCAAGUUUCGGUGCGUAAUAUCUGCUUACCGUCUCAUCAGCUUCGCCCUAGCUGCCCCUUCCGAGAUCCCAACGCCAGAGAAUUUUUCAGGAGCCGAAGUCGAGAGAUUUUAGCUCCUAAGAAAAUCUUUCCUCAUGGCUGACAACGGCAAUGUGAUAUUUCGCCAGCAGCUACUAUCAAUUGAUGAAAACUUAGGGAAGGAAGAUGUAGAAGACCUGAAAUUUCUCUGUUCUGAUUUCAUCCCAUUAAAGAAGCUGGAAACAGUGAAAUCAGCCCAGGAUAUUUUCCAGUUGCUCAUCAGUAAAGACUUGUUGAAUAGGGAUGAUACUUUUCUCAUAGCAGAGCUUCUCUACAUGAUGAAGUGUAACUUUCUGCUCCAGAAACUUGCUUAUACCAAAGAGAUUGUUCAACAACAUCUGCCUAAGAGAGGAAGGGUAUCCGGAUAUCGACAGAUGCUGUAUGAAAUAGCAGAAGAGCUCACAAAGGAUAAUGUGAAAGAUGCUGCUUUUCUUCUGAGGGACCACCUCCCAAAGAAGCAGUCUACUAUGUCGGCUCUGGAGCUGCUGACUUCCCUGGAGAAGAAAAGCCUUCUAAUGGAGUCUGACCUGAGUAUUCUUGAAAAAAUCUGCCAGAAGAUAGCACCUCAGCUCCAGAAGAAAAUAGUGAUGUACAAACAAACAAAAGUGCCUUAUCAAGGAAUCAAAGAAACUGUGCCCUCUCCAUUUUGUGGCUUUAACAAACCAACUUUUGGAACCACUUUACUCCAGGAUCCUCUUCUGCCGAAGAAUCAUGAACUCCCUUGCACUGAAGAAUUUGGGAGCCUGGAAGAGCAUAUUAGAAAUUUUCAUUCUUUAGCUGAAAAUCAAGUUGUCAAGGCAGAACCAAUAUUUGAUCCCUCAGGACCGAGCUUAAAACAAGCUGUCAGGAAGAAUGAAGCUGCAGCAGAGUAUAAAAUGGAUGGGCAGUGCAGAGGAUAUUGCCUCAUUAUUAACAAUGUGAAUUUUGAGGGUGGUCUCAGAAGAAGGAACGGAUCUGAGAAGGAUGCCAUGGAGCUGAAACAUGUGUUCACCUGGCUUGGGUUCAAAGUGGAAAAGUAUGACAACCAGACUUCCAUUGAAAUUGAAAAACUUUUGCAGGACUGGCAGACUUCUGAGAAUUGGAAAGACAGUGACUGUCUGAUAUGCUGCAUUUUAUCUCAUGGAGUAUCUGGGAAAAUUUAUGGGACAGAUGCAUGUCUGAUUCCAAUCCGUACGAUCAUGUCCUAUUUCACAGCCAACCAAUGCCCACUGCUGGCUCAGAAACCUAAGCUCUUCUUCAUCCAGGCAUGUCAGGGUGGAAAGGCACAACAGCCUGUCUACCUCCAAGCAGACAGCAACAAUUCCAUCUCACUUGAACCAGAUGCACAGAGUUCAGGAUUUGUCUCUUCCCACCAGCUGACCUCAAGUAUUCCAGCUGAAGCAGAUUUCCUGCUUGGCAUGGCCACUGUAGAUGGUUACCUCUCCUUCCGGCAUGUACAUCAAGGGACUUGGUACAUUCAGGCUCUUUGCAAUAAGCUGCAACUCCUGGUGCCAAGAGGUGAAGAUAUAUUAUCCAUUCUUACAGAAGUCAAUGAAGAAGUGAGCAAACGUGCAGAUGUUCAAGGCCUAAAGAAACAGAUGCCACAACCAGCUUAUACUCUCAGGAAAAAAUUGAUCUUCCCUGUGCCUCAAGAUCCUUUUGUACCAUCAGAGCAGAGUUCAGACAUGCAAUAAUUUAGAUUGCUGGGGACUUACAGAGAAAAGAGCAGUGAGUUCAAAUAGAGUUUACCCUUCUCUCAUGCUUUCAUUCAUUCUUUGUUGUGCUUUGAACGCUGUUGCCUUCACAAAGCUAUCUGAUGCUGAAGAAUACGAACAGGCAGGCACUCUCCCCAUCUGCCACUCACUGCAUGUCACAGUGGAUUUGGAUGAUCAGCACGUUUGUUGAGUGAGCCCGCUUUUAUAGAGCUGAAGGUGAUCUCACCAGGUUUGCUUGAUGGGGAAGGAGCAUACUGCAAAACCACUGAUGCUCAGGAAUGAAUCUCCAAGCCCAGGAGCAACCGUUGGGAGUUAAACACAGUGUGGUUUUUUAACAGUACCACAUUGCAAUGAAUAAAUUAACAUGUGCCUCAGCUAUUAAACAGAGUGGAUACUGUGUGUAUUUAGUGCUUACUGGCGAGUAGAUGCAGUUUGCAGACCUACUGCCACAAUGCUGCCUUACAUUAAGAGGCCUCCAUUCUAGAUGUUGCCUAAGUUCCAACUCCUUGCAAGAAGUUGAUGAAGUUAAGAACAAAAUCCCUGUAAAAGGCAGCAGCUGGUAGCUCUGUUGCCCCUGUUCAAUGGGAAAAUGUUUCCUCUAGUCCACAGGAUAUAUGUAUAUUGUAAAUUUACAGUUGUAAAUUGUACAUCUGAAGAGUUGCAUUACAGUGAGGAUGAGAGGAAGUAAGGCAAAAUGAGAAAUCACAAAGCAGUGUUUUUAGAGCAGAGAGAAGACUUCAACAAGGAAAUAACGUAUACAGGGGGAUUGCAAAGACUGGCAAAGGAGGACCCAAAGAGGCCAAGUUCAAGCCAUUAAAAAAUGAAAAUUGUAUCAGAAGAGAAAUAAUAGAAAAGUCUUGAUUUGCUGUAUGUUUUGAAAAGAAGUUCUUGCAUAAAUCCUCUAGAUAAUAGGCAGAUUAUCUAGAGUCAUAUUGCAGGAAUAAACUAGGUAUGUGCAGAAUUUUGGAUUCAGAGCCAAAUAGGCAGUUUGGGGCAGACCUGGGGGCAUAUCCACACCUUAAAGAAGCUGUCUUUACAUGCCCAGGAGCCAUCCAAUCCCAGGAAAAUAUGGGUUAAGGAAGCAUCAACAGUACCUUUUGGCUUCAGAUAUGAAGUGCUACAAAUCUCUAAAUUGAGCUUUUUUAAUUGAUUUUAUUUUUAAUUGAUUUUAUUUUAAAUACAUUGUGCAACAGUUGCCAAACAUGAGAACGGUCCUGGAUAGGUGGGUGUACAACCCCAGGUGGGUCUACAAGGAACUACUGGAGCCGAUUCAUAAAAAUUCAGUGCAGAAGCUCGCGUCCCUGAUAUUUAAAGUAAUACUGUAGCAAAUAGUAUUUUAGUUAUAAUCCGUCAGUCUAUGUUUCAGUUUAUGCUGAGUCAUUUAGCUGUACAUUUAAAUCUACAGGACCAGGUUAUGCCUUUUUUAUAGUGUAUGUUUUAACCUGUCCACCAUCUGGCCAGGGAAACAUUUAUUCCAUGUAUCAACUGAUGAUGGCAAAAACAUGGCACAAAAUUACUGGGCAGUAGCUAAUAAAAAUAAAG